This is a messenger RNA of Lathyrus sativus (Indian pea), 1104 nucleotides long. The record is from the annotation of a GenBank genome assembly. NCBI's taxonomy places the organism in Eukaryota, Viridiplantae, Streptophyta, Magnoliopsida, Fabales, Fabaceae.
AUGGCAAAUUUCAGUUCUUUCUCUUCAUCUUCCACUCCUCCUCCUCCGUCUUUCUCGUACAUUUCAGCUCCGUCUUCUUCUUCACUCUUCGAUGACGACUCUUCUGAGGAUUCGUGUAGUAUUUGCUUAGAGUCCUUCAGCGUUCAUGACCCAUCCACUGUUACCUGUUGCAAACAUGAAUAUCACCUGCAUUGCAUACUUGAAUGGUCACAGAGAAGCAAAGAAUGCCCAAUAUGUUGGCAAUCACUUUCUUUGAAAGACCCUGCCAGCCAAGAGCUUCUUGUUGCCGUGGAGGCUGAAAAAGGCUUAAGAUCAAGAAACGAUAAUUCAUCUUCACAUACUAAUUUUCCUGUCGCCUUUGAACGUUUUAAUGGUGACCAUGAUGCUUCUCGCUCAGAUGACAUUGAUUUUGAUGAGCAAAUUAUGCAGCACCUAUAUGCUGCUGCAAAUAGAGCUCGUUUUGUUCGGAGACAGAGAAGACAAGGAUCGUCUGGAGCAGGUCCAUCAGAGGUAUCUGGGGUGCAACCGACUCGUACAACUUCACCAGCUAGUAAUAGUUCUCUGACCACUGGUCUACCAUCGACUGCCGACCUUCAUCCCGAGGUUGCAAGAAACAUUAGCCCCGAGACUGAUGUCUCUUACCGACCCAGAGUUCUUUACAGUCCGUCACCACCUCCGGAUGGGAGGAAACUAAAUACUUCCGAGGUGUUCUCCUUGCCCGAGUCCAUCAAAUCCAAACUUUCUGCCGCUUCAGCCAGAUAUAAGGAAUCAAUUUCCAAAAGUACCCGUGGACUCAAAGAGAAGUUACUUGCUCGUAAUGUGACUGUGAAAGAGCUGAGUAAAGGUGUUCAGCGUGAGAUGAAUGCAGGCAUAGCUGGAGUUUCACGUAUGAUUGAACGCCUUGAACUUGCAUCAAAAAGGUCUAAUUCUCCUAUCGUUCCGGUCCGUAAUGAGGGAACUUCAGGCUUUCAAAAUGAAACUAGUGGAGGUGUGGUUCAUAAUGUUAGUUCAGUUGCUCCCUCACACAUUUCUAGCACUGCUGUUGUUGGUCGAAUGGAAAUUCCUCCAUGUGUUCAGAGUGGACAUGAUGCUGUGAAGAUUUAA